AUGAACAUCACAAACACACACUCUGGAGUUUAUAAACUGAAGAUCAGCAGCGGCAACAGCGAGAGUGAUGGGAUCUUCAGUGUUUCUGUUCAUGGUGCUUCUGCUGCUCAACGAGAUGAAGUGGAGGGAGAAUCUGUCACUUUAUAUACUACUGUAAUAAGAAAACUGAAUGAUUCAAUAACAUGGUAUUUUAAUGACAUUCACAUCGCUGAAAUGACUGGAGAUCUGAGUAAGAUCUGUACAGAUGUUCAGUGUAAAGAGAGAUUCAGAGACAGACUGAAGCUGGAUCAUCAGACUGGAUCUCUGACCAUCAUGAACACCAGAAACACAGACUCUGGAGAAUAUAAACUACUGAUCAACAGCCGCAGAUUCAACAUCAUUAGGAGCUUCAGUGUUUCUGUCACUGGAGCUUCUGGUGCUGAUGACGACCGAGUGUCAGUGAUGGAGGGAGAUUCAGUCACUCUAAACACUGGUGUUUUAACAAACCAACAAGACAGAAUUAGAUGGUAUUAUAAUGACAUUCGCAUCGCUCAAAUCAAUAGAGAUCAGAGUAAGAUCUGUACAGAUGUUCAGUGUAAUGAAGAUACUGAGAGAUUCAGAGACAGACUGAAGCUGGAUCAUCAGACUGGAUCUCUGACCAUCACACACACCACAAACACAGACUCUGGAGAAUAUACACUGAAGAUCAGCAGCGGCAACAGCGAGAGUGACGGGAUCUUCAGUGUUUCUGUCACUGGUUUUUCUGCUGCUGAACGAGAUGAAGUGAAGAGAAAGACAGCGAUGGAAGGAGAAUCUGUCACUUUAUAUACUAGUGUAAUAAGAAAACUGAAUGAUUCAGUAUCGUGGUAUAUUAAUGAGAUUCUCAUCGCUGAAAUGACUGGAGAUCUGAGUAAGACCUGUACAGAUGUUCAGUGUAAAGAGAGAUUCAGAGACAGACUGAAGCUGAAGCUGGAUCAUCAGACUGGAUCUCUGACCAUCAUGAACACCACAAACACACACUCUGGAGAAUAUAAACUACUGAUCAACAGCAGCAGUUUUAGCUUUAUUAGGAGCUUCAGUGUUUCUGUCACUGGUGAGUCUCAUUUCAUCAUUCAGUGCAUUUCCACUUGA
Molecule: messenger RNA, 1110 nt
Organism: Rhinichthys klamathensis goyatoka
Lineage: Eukaryota; Metazoa; Chordata; Actinopteri; Cypriniformes; Leuciscidae
Exons: 4
Coding region: 1-1110 (369 amino acids)
Source: RefSeq, a predicted model, not a curated record